UUGAUGCGAGAUUAGCAUGAUCCUGUCAUCUUCUCUGCAGGUCAUUGUAAUCCCUUAGCUUCAAUCAUCCAACAGAGCUUCGUCCCAUGUGAGGUUUAAUCUCUCAACAGCAUGGCGCUUCUGCAAACCUCCCUUAUUUGGGUCAUGUAUGCAAUUGUGAUAGCAAUUCUGGUUGCAGUGGCCUCUGUAUUCGUAUAUGUUUAUCAAACUCCUCGGGAUCGCUCUCAGUCUGUGACUUUGACUUGUAUCGUUGCUAUCACCACCCUUCUGGCGACUGCUCUCCUGGUACCAGUUGAUGUUGCUCUAGUCUCCUCUACGACUUCUCCGGCUUUGGGCAGGCGAAAGGACUGGGCUACUCAAAAUGAAAUAGAUAGGAUACUGUACUCCCUGAAAAUCGUGUAUUACUUCCUAUACUCUAUGGACGCCCUUUUCUGCUUACUUGUGAUACCCUUUAUCUAUUUUUGGUAUGAAGAGUAUGACGAAGUCGCUUCCGAAACAGGAGAACAGACGCUCGGGCAGAGGCUCUGGGCUGCCUUCAAAUACACCAUCUCUUUCAUUGCGAUAGUGGUGGUGUUGUUUCUCGUUGGGUUCUUCGUGCCUGUUGCGAAAGAUGCGAAAGAUGGCGGUCUGGAUUUCUUCAAAAACCUACUGACCGAAAACCGUGGCGAGCGCGCCCUUACAUUUGCGCUUGGGUUGCUGAUAGCCAUUGGCCUGUGCUUAUACGUCUUGUAUACUUCUACGGGCCUAGCUCUCCUCCCUAUUAGCUUAGUCAAGGCGGGCCCGUCGGUUUCAAGCCCGACAUUAAAAGCGACUACAGCUGUGCAACUUGAUUCUAACCGAGAGCGACAGCGCCAGCUAGAGGGCCGCUGUGGAGGAAAUCCAGGGCUUUUAUCUUCUAAAGACCGUAGAGAGUUGGAUACUCUUGUCAGGGAAGAACGAACGCUUAUUCGUCGACAACGCUUAGCAGAUGAAGCGCGGUGUGAAGGUCAGAGCCGGUUGAUGAGAGCAUGGCUAAAAGUGGAUGCUAUAUUCCGUCCACUUCAGUUCAUAUUCGGGAUCACUCUUUCCGUAGUCGCUCUUAUCAUAUGGAUAUCUAUGCUGUUGACCGCGAUUGACAAGGCAAGCAACUCACUAUGCAAACACCGGUGCGGAUACAUCCUUGGACAUAUCAAUGUCUUCAACCCCAUCAAUUGGGUCCUUGUUCAAUCCGCGAAAGUAUUUCCAGUUGACUAUGCCAUUUUCACUAUUCUUGUCUUGCUUCUUUUCAGCAGCUCUGUCAUUGGUAUUACUGCAGUUGGUAUUCGAUUUCUCUGGAUCAGAAUCUUCCAAAUCCGAAAAGGCCAUACGUCGCCGCAAGCUCUCCUAUUAGCCACGGCCAUAUUGAUGUUGAUCAUACUAGCCUUGAACUACUCGACGACGAUGAUGAUUGCUCCUCAAUAUGCGACUUAUGGACGACAGACAUUCUGUGAUCGAAAGCUUGGUUUUUCUGAACAACAACCGGAUUGUUCGAAUGCUCAACACCUUGUUAAGCCAUGCUCUGAGCUAGCAGAUAAUUUGGUUGCGCAGCAAGUCUGCACACCAAGUGUUGCCAGUACAUUCCUCAACCGUGUCGCGAUAAAUUUUCCCUUUUUCGGUGCCAUUUUCUUCUGGGGGCAGUUCGCCUUUUUAGGGAUCUAUGUACUUGUGCUGGUUACUGCCCUUCUGCGCUCUCCAAAAUUAGACGAGCGACAACUUGACGAAGAUGUUGAAGAGGCCGAAGAAGAAAGCUUACUAGCAAGCGCUAGAGGGCAGAUUGAAACAACCUAGAAGAGCAUUUCUGUUUAGUCCAGAAGGCAAAAUGAGGCUGGGUGUGCCUAAACUUGACAUUGCUCGGUUUUCUUUUUCUUUCUAUCCCACUUUUCGUCGGCCGUGUGUGUGUGUGUGUGUGUUAUGGUUGGGCUUUGCUGUAUGUCAUCAUGUAUGGCGUUGGGUUAUAACAUCAGGGAUUAUGAGAUGAACUCUAGGUAUUGUUUUUAUCAUUCAUUGGCUGGUACAGACCCUGUAAUGUGGAGAAGAAGAAUAGAAAGGAAGUUAACACAGGUAGCCACUGCAUUCAAGCUU
Messenger RNA from Aspergillus alliaceus, 2100 nucleotides. RefSeq names its product putative LMBR1 domain protein. The record is from RefSeq and is a predicted model, not a curated record. The coding region runs from base 112 to 1806 and encodes 564 amino acids. Gene Ontology annotation, biological process: protein localization to vacuole. Gene Ontology annotation, cellular component: vacuolar membrane. Lineage: Eukaryota; Fungi; Ascomycota; Eurotiomycetes; Eurotiales; Aspergillaceae. The transcript has 4 exons.